Balaenoptera musculus (blue whale) is the source of this 1422-nucleotide messenger RNA. It is a transcript of the gene RGS1, whose product is annotated as regulator of G protein signaling 1. The record is from RefSeq and is a predicted model, not a curated record. The transcript is spliced from 5 exons. Bases 91 to 681 code for a protein of 196 amino acids. NCBI's taxonomy places the organism in Eukaryota, Metazoa, Chordata, Mammalia, Artiodactyla, Balaenopteridae.
UAUAUAAGGCAGCAGAGACGUGGACGAGCAGACACUUGCCUUCUGAGGGCCCUGCGAGCAGCAGCUAUCUCCACGCCAAGGUUAGACAAAAUGCCAGGCGUGUUCCUCUCUGCUAAUCCACAGGAACUGAAAGGAACGGAUCAUUCGCUUCUAGACGACAAAACGCAAAAAAGGAGGCCAAAGACUUUUGGAAUGGAUGUGAAAGCAUACCUGAGAUCUAUGAUCCCACAUCUGGAAUCUGGAAUGAAACCUUCCAAGUCCAAGGACCUACUCUCUGCUGAUGAAGUGAAGCAGUGGUCUGAAUCUCUGGAAAAACUUCUUGCCAACCAAACUGGUCAAGACAUCUUUGGGAAUUUCCUAAAGUCUGAGUUCAGUGAAGAGAAUAUUGAAUUCUGGCUGGCUUGUGAAGACUAUAAAAAAACAGAGUCUGAUCUUCUGCAUUGCAAAGCGGAGAAAAUCUAUAAAGCAUUUGUGCAGUCAGAUGCUGCCAAACAAAUCAAUAUUGACUUUCACACUCGAGAAUCUACAGCCAAGAAGAUUAAAGCACCAACACCCACGUGUUUUGAUGAAGCCCAAAAAAUCAUAUAUACUCUUAUGGAAAAGGACUCCUAUCCCAGGUUCCUCAAAUCAAAUAUAUACUUAAAUCUUCUGAAUGACCUUCAGGCUAAUAGUCUAAAGUGACUGGUGCCAGCUGGAGGGAAUUAAAGAUGGUAUCAAGUACAGAAGGAAUGUACCAGGAUGGCUCCCUGGGGGAACACCUUGGCCUUUUUGGAUGACUCACAGAUCCAGGGGAAGAACCCAUGACUCAGGACAGAUUAACAUGGAAGUUAUCCAGGCUCAGGGCUGAAGAAGCGUGAGAUGAAAAUUUAGCGAUGGUAGAAGGAAGGAGAUACUGUGGUACUGUCAUAAAAUACAGUGGACCUACGUAUUAGAACAUCCCUCAGAACUGAGAAGGCCGGGUAAUGCUUGCUACGCAGAAACUGUGAAUAAGGGUUUUGAAACUGGUGAAAACAUGCUAUAAGCUUCAAGGUCUGACAUAAACUGACAUUUAUGCUGCAUAUUGUUAUACAGAGAUUGUAUUGAGCUGCUGAAAUCUCUUUUACUUGGAUGACUAUUUGAGAAGUAUGUGUUUCAAGAUCACCAUUUCUGUUAUUGACACAAAGUUUUUCAGUGUUGGUUUGUUUGUUUGAGUGUUUUGGGACUGAAAGAGAUGAAGAGGAGAACAAUGUAUUUAACUUAAGCUAUUGCCUUAAAGUUGGGAAGUCAGAAUAUAUUUGUAAAUUAAAUUAUCACAGUGUCAAUAAUAAAUGUGAGUUUUGUCUUAAAAACAUAGAAGCAAUUUCUGUUUACAUUUCCUUGCCAUCUUUAAAAACUGGCAUUUAUUUUUCAGAUUUAACAAAAAUUUAAGCAAGGGUCUUCUAC